Zea mays is the source of this 2428-nucleotide messenger RNA. RefSeq names its product protein binding protein. NCBI's taxonomy places the organism in Eukaryota, Viridiplantae, Streptophyta, Magnoliopsida, Poales, Poaceae. Gene Ontology annotation, biological process: protein stabilization. The record is from RefSeq and is a predicted model, not a curated record. Gene Ontology annotation, cellular component: cytoplasm. Gene Ontology annotation, molecular function: adenyl-nucleotide exchange factor activity; protein-folding chaperone binding. The coding region runs from base 912 to 1943 and encodes 343 amino acids. The transcript has 2 exons.
CCGCAGGGCAAAAGAAAAGUAAAAAGAAAAAAGAAAGCCUGAAGCGGAACCGGGCAGUAGGAGAAGCGGGGACCUGGAUCGGGUUCGGGGAGGGAACGGGCGGACGGACGGACGGCUGGGGUUCCGGCUCCGGCAGUCCUGCUCGGAGCUUGCUUGGAGGCGAAGGCCGGCAACGAGAGCGAGGAGACGAGACGAGACCGACCCCGGCGUCCCGAGCAAGGCUUGCAGGUCGAGGCCACCAACCACGGCCGGGGCCGGCCACGCGCGCACCUGUCGCAACCACCCACCUCACCCAACGCGCGCGUCGACCGGGAGGGCCAGGGGACGCCGCACCGGCACGGCGGCACCCCGCGUCGUCGAUCUGCUCUGCUCCUUCUCACGGCGCCACGCCGCCACCGGACCCGGUUGGACGGCAAUACAACGCCAUCAGUGUCAGUGAUCAGUCAGUCCAUCGGAGUUCUUUUCAGCGUCCAGUUGUACAGUGCGGGCGCCGCAGUACAGUACAGCUACAGCACCCCACACCCGGUCCAUUGCAUUGCAUUUCAUCGCGAGGAGGCGCCCCGAACUGUGGAUGGCUAGCUUGCUUCGCUAGCUAGCUUCCCCAGUAUAAAUAUUCUGGUGCGGGCAGCUCCGGUCUGCCCCUUAGUUGUAUCCUCUCCUCCUCCUUGGACCUCCCAUCUUCCUUCCUCUUCGUUCGUUUCUCCAACCGAAGCUUACCGGCAUUCGCUCCUGGUUUUCCGGCCAAGAACCGAUUUUUUUCCGGUUCCGGCGUAGCAGCAGGCAGCUAGCUUGCCACCAGCUGAUUCAUUGCCUCUACUAGUGUUUUUCCUGAGCUCGGUGGGGUGAUCGGUCGAUCGGCCGCCGCUCGAGACACGUACGUACGUACGUACCCGAUCGAGGGUCGCUCCAAGAUGAUGAUGAGCGGGAACCGGAAGCAGAGGGUGGCAUUGUCGCCGGUGAAGGAGGCCGCCGCGGUGCCCAAGGAGGAGGUGUGGGAGGUCCGGCCCGGCGGGAUGCUGGUGCAGAAGCGGAGCCCCGACGCGGACCCGCCGCCUGUGCCCACCAUCCGCGUCAAGGUCAAGUUCAACGGCGUCUACCACGAGAUCUACAUCAAUUCCCAGGCAUCCUUCGGCGAGCUGAAGAAGCUGGUGUCGGAGAAGACGGGCCUGCACCCGGACGACCAGAAGGUGGUGUACAAGGACAAGGAGAGGGACUCCAAGGCGUUCCUGGACAUGGCCGGCGUCAAGGACCGGUCCAAGAUGGUGAUGCUGGAGGACCCCGCCGCCAAGGCCAAGCGCCUCCUGGAGGAGCGCCGGACCAGCAAGGCCGAGCGCGCCGCCAAGGCCAUCGCCCGCGUCGCCCUCGACGUCGACAAGCUCGCCACCAAGGUGCGUGUUCAUCCGUCCGUCGUCGCCACCAGAUCGACCAGCAGGCCGCGUUGGCUGAUGGGUCGGUUGGUCACUCUGUCUGGUCUGUCUCUCGAUCGGCAGGUGUCGGCGCUGGAGACGGUCGCGAGCAAGGGCGGCAAGGUCGUGGACGCGGACGUGGCGACGCUGACGGAGGCGCUGAUGCGCGAGCUGGUGGAGCUGGACUCCAUCGCCGCCGACGGGGACGCCAAGGCGCAGCGGCGGGCGCAGGAGAGGCGUGUGCAGAGGCACGUGGAGACGCUGGACGCCAUCCGCGCCAAGAACAAGGCGGCGGCGCCCAGCAGCAACAGGACACGGCGGCCAGCGCACCUCCCGCCGCGCCCGCAGAACCAGCAGCGGCGGCAGUUCCAGCCGCCGGCGCCCACCACGGCGACGGCGCCGGCGCCGCAGACCCAGACGGCGGCGAGCUGGGACUCGUUCGACCUCCUGUCGUCGGUGCCGCCGUCGACGUCGGCGGCGGCCCCAGUGACGAGCACCACCACGCCGUCCCCGCGGUUGGAGUGGGAGCUCUUCUAGAGGGCUCCAGGCGCCAGCCUGCCUGUCUGGGCCGUGGGCCCCUGGCCCCCUCUCCUCCCGCCACAUGUGUGCUUGUCCAUCGGCUCGGCUCGGCUGGGCCGGUACCUUGGCCAUGGUGUGCAUGUUUGUCAAUCGCCAUUCUUUGCUUUCCCGUCCCUUUUGUUCUUUCGUUCUUUCUUUUUUUUCCUCAUGUCCUUUUUAUUAAGUAUAUUGUGCAUGAUCUCCAUGCAUCCACUAAAAAAGGGGCAACAACUGCAGUAGCUAGCUAGUAGUAGUGAACACAACAGAAGCGUGCGUCCAUGGUGUCUGUCGUCGUCUGCAAAUAAGUGGUGUGGCCUUGUUGCAACCGUACCGAUGAUGAUGAAGGAUUUUUUUUUUUGGCCAUGACCGUCCGUCCAUAAUACGUGUAUGUAUAGUAGUUGCAGAAAGUCGAUCAGUCAGUGUAUAUAUAGUGUACAUGAAUCAAACAAACAAAGCUCUCAACA